Entrophospora sp. SA101 is the source of this 285-nucleotide messenger RNA. NCBI's taxonomy places the organism in Eukaryota, Fungi, Glomeromycota, Glomeromycetes, Entrophosporales, Entrophosporaceae. The record is from the annotation of a GenBank genome assembly.
AUGACAGAAGUUGAUGAUUAUGAAAGUUAUUACUUGAAAUUAUUACUUGGAAUUUUAAAAUAUUCUGAUAUGUAUUUUAUUGAUGCGUUAAAAGAAAGGUUAGAAGAAAAGAUUUUAACUGGUCAUUAUAUUGAGCCCAAUAAUGUUAUAGAAAUCAAGCAAUGGGCAGAAUAUUACAGGGCAAAUCAAUUGGUUAAAGGAUGCAAUCAAUAUAUUAUGAAAAAUGAAGAAUUGAUUACGAUGCAAAGAAACAAUGAUAUUGGAGAUGCUGAUGAAAGCAGUUAA